AUGCCUCCGCUACUUCCUUCACAUUCUGCUGUGAGCCGAGUAACAGCAGUCAUUCCCACUUUGACUCGAAGCGCAACUACUUCAGCUGGUACAGCAGUCACACCUAACAAACCACCUCCAUCAAAAGAUCAUUAUGUUCAUACGUACUCACCUGAAGCGUUCCCAUUAGGAUAUAGCGUUUCUUCCACUCAUGCUGGAAUCAAGAAGAAAUCAGGAGCGUUGGAUCUAGGUAUAUUAGUCUCAACCUCUGAUACACCCACUUCAGCUGCUGCAUGUAUGACAAGAAACGUAUUCAAAGCUGCUCCAGUAACCGUUACAUCUGAGUUACUUCGUUCUUCAAAUGGUAGAGCAAGAGGAUUCAUAAUAAAUUCAGGUUGUGCGAAUGCUGUCACAGGUAAAAAAGGUCUAGAAGAUGCUUGGUCAAUGUCAAAAUCAACUACUUCACAAUUACCUCCUUCUGAUGCGAAAGAAAGUGAUGCGGGUACAUUAGUGAUGUCAACUGGAGUCAUUGGACAACAUUUACCGAUUUCAUCUAUAUUAGAAAAGAUCCCUGGCUUGAUUCAGACCCUCGACGAUUCACCUAAAUCAUGGCUGGACUUAUCAAAAUCAUUCAUGACGACAGAUACAUUUCCCAAGUUACGAGCUAAAACGUUUAAAUUAGGCGAUAGGUUAGUUAGACUAGUUGGAAUAGAUAAAGGCGCAGGAAUGAUUGCACCUUCGAUGGGACCACCUCAACCACCUCAUGCGACUUUAUUAGGUGUUAUAGCAACUGACGCAGCUAUACAUCCAGAAGAUUUACAAAACGCUCUGAAUUAUGCUGUCGACAGAAGUUUUAACAAUAUAACAGUCGAUGGUGAUAUGUCAACAAAUGAUACUAUACUAUGUCUGGCAAAUGGCGCUGCAGGUUCAACAGAUCAUCAAGGAAGGGAAACGGCUGAAAAAAUGAAAGAAUUAACGGAAAAUGAAAAUCCUCAAGAAUUCGCUAUAUUCAAAGAACAACUGAGAGAAUUCGCAGAAGAAUUAGCUCAAUUGGUUGUUAGAGAUGGCGAAGGAGCCACUAAGUUCGUUACUAUCUGUGUCAAGAACGCACCUACCUACGAAGUAGCGAAUGCUGUUGCGAAGAGUGUAGCCAAUUCAAGCUUGUUCAAAACUGCAAUGUACGGUGAAGAUGCCAAUUGGGGUCGAAUCUUGUGUGCUGUCGGCUACACCCCUCUUUCGCCCAACCCAAUUUCUCCUACUUCAGUAUCAGUAUCCUUCCUUCCCCCAUCAUCAUCAUCCAAUACUGAGCCAUUGCGACUUUUGACCAAUGGUGAGCCAGAAGCGAACAUUGACGAAGCACGAGCUAGUGAACUUUUGAAAGAAGAAGAUUUGGAAAUUGAAAUUGAUCUGGGAGAUGGAAAGGAAGAAGCCAAGGUUUGGACUUGCGAUUUCUCACAUGAAUACGUUACCAUUAAUGGAAGUUAUCGAAGUUAA
This is a messenger RNA of Kwoniella shivajii, 1473 nucleotides long. Its product is annotated as arginine biosynthesis bifunctional protein ArgJ, mitochondrial. The record is from RefSeq and is a predicted model, not a curated record. NCBI's taxonomy places the organism in Eukaryota, Fungi, Basidiomycota, Tremellomycetes, Tremellales, Cryptococcaceae. Gene Ontology annotation, biological process: L-arginine biosynthetic process; L-ornithine biosynthetic process. Gene Ontology annotation, molecular function: L-glutamate N-acetyltransferase activity, acting on acetyl-L-ornithine as donor; L-glutamate N-acetyltransferase activity, acting on acetyl-CoA as donor. Gene Ontology annotation, cellular component: mitochondrial matrix. The transcript is spliced from 5 exons. The coding region runs from base 1 to 1473 and encodes 490 amino acids.